UCAAUCUUGCUAGAGCUCUUUUGUGUUUCAAGAAUGGAGAAAGAAGCACUAGUUCCCAAACUCACCUCUCUAUCACGUUCACGUACGCCUUCACUAAAAGAAUGUGUGGGGAUUUGCCUCGGAACAGUGGCCAUCUUGGGCUGGAUCGCUUUCCUCAUUCUUAUAGCUGUUGUCCAGUAUGAACAUAAAAAAGAAGAAGAUAAUUAUGUGCCAAACGUUACAAUACCUUCAAUGGAUUUCACGGUUCUUAAUAUAACAACAGAGACUAGCCUUACCGUAAAAUGGGAUGUAUUGGUAAGGCUCCCUAGUGAUCUCCCUGGUAGGUUUAUGUGUCUCAAAGGAGAUUUUAAGUUUUCCAUACUAUACAAAGGACUAACCAUCGCCACUUCAUCCAUAGAGAGUUACAAUUUGAUUCCACGGUGGGCUCAGCUGAUUAAGGUUUCAUCGAUUGCUUCCGAGGACGAUAUGGACAGUAUGACUAUGAAAUAUAUGAUGGCGGAUAUUAAGGAGAUAGGUGAAAUAAGGUUCAGAUCGCGGUUGGUACUUCCGGAUUGCAGAUAUGGGACGAGCGGAAAGAUGAACUAUGCGUGUGAUGUAGCCAUCUUACGUUUCGAGCCUGGCUCACGGAACAAUGCAACUUUGUUUGGAAACCUCCCUAUUUGCCGAUACCUACGCUAAAGUAUAUAUACUUUUCGUCAAUAAGUUUCUUGUUUAAUUAGUUUUCCAAAUGUAAUGUUAGAAUUGCUAUGAUGAUAUGGAUUGGUGUCACUUAAUUAGAAGUCAUACAUAUAAUAAGCCUAAUCAUUUCAGUAUGUUCCUUUGUUUAAAACAUGUGCUAAGCAUGCGAUGAUCUAAUACUUAGCGUAUAAAACGUGUAAUUUAAGACAUACUGUAUAAGAUUUUACGCGUUUACAAGA
Messenger RNA from Capsella rubella, 917 nucleotides. RefSeq lists its product as uncharacterized. The record is from RefSeq and is a predicted model, not a curated record. Bases 34 to 678 code for a protein of 214 amino acids. The transcript is spliced from 2 exons. Lineage: Eukaryota; Viridiplantae; Streptophyta; Magnoliopsida; Brassicales; Brassicaceae.